AUGGCUGGGUUAGAGCAAUUGGAGAUUCACAGCAAGUCGUAUAUUGUCCGUUGGGUGAAGGUAGAGGAAGGGCAUACCAUUUCCUGGAGUGUUCAGCCACACAAGAAGUCCAUAAACUUUGGGAUAUUCAAGCACCCUGGUACAGGCAAUUUGGCAACGCCUGGUGGAACACCACAGUAUCCUGCCCUCGAUGAUGCCUCUCUCCAACAAGUUGAUGACAAGUCCUCACGACGGCCUUCGAAUACGCGAAACGAUGCAUCUACAGCUCAAGAACAACUUAAGGCAAAGGGCUUCAUAGCGAUACAAUGGUACGGCAAAUGCGAAGCGGACAAGGUAUCUAUGGGGACCUACGCAGUAAGCCCGGGGCAGGGAGGAAUGUAUGGCUUGGUAUUCGACAAUACGUUUUCAAAGGCAAUUUCAAAGACAGCUACCUUCGUCCUCCUCACAUACCCUUCGAAUGCGCCUCCACAUUCAACGCAUCAUCUGCAAGGCGCCUUAGGUGCAGCUCUCAAGAACCAAAGUCCGAAACUCUCGGCGACAGCCUCGGACUCCGUGGACAGUCUACAGAGUCAUUUAGCACAUGGAAACAGUGGUAGCAGGGGCAAUUCAGUAAUGGGUCGAACCGAGAGCCACGAUACAUUGGCAACCUACCAUGUAGGCGCUCUCCAGAAGCGUCGGCGGAAGCGGGGUCAAGGCUAUGCAAGACGGUUCUUUUCGUUGGAUUUUGCUUCCUGCACAUUGUCAUACUAUUAUAGUCGAAACUCGUCUGCUCUUAGAGGAGCUAUACCCUUGAGUUUAGCUGCAAUAGCAGCUGAUGAGAGGCGAAGGGAGAUCAGUAUCGAUUCUGGGGCAGAGGUGUGGCAUCUCAGGGCCGGAAAUUUGAAGGAUUUCCAAGAUUGGACCAAGGCUCUCGAAAGAGCCAGCAAUGCUGCACGGGGCGUCAAAACAGAUUCAAAUACUCCGGCAGGCGAAUCCCGCUUGAGACCACUUGGAACGCAAGCUCCACCUUCAAGUGCAGCAGAGGAACGAGAGUGGGAACAAGUGGAAGCCCUGGUGAGCAGAAUUGUUGGUACUCGCGACGCUGUUCGGAGGUUAUCAAAAGAUACCGCUCCAAAAGACACAGCUACAGGGUCGAGGAGGAGUCAUUAUGGAUUAGGGGUGCUUAAUGGUGUAAGUGCAAGUGCAAAUGCAAGCCCUUCAACCGGAGAUGAAGGGGGCGAUUACUUUGGAGCAUCUCAAGUUCAGGAAAAGAGACCUUUUUGGAAGAGAAAGCCUAGCACACCUACGACCCCCCAGAUGAUCCAGCGUGGUAUCUCAUCACAGCUUGCAGUCCCGGUUCCCGCAACUGCUACCACGAUCUCUGCAAAUGGCUCGCCAUCUCCACAAAGGUCCAGAAGUUCCCAUGAAGAGAUAAGCAUGCAUGAUCACUGCGCUUCGUUGCUCAAUGAUUUGGAUGCUGUCUUGGCUGAUUUCAAAACCUUACUUACAAACAGUAAGCGCCGUCGAAUGCCUGCUCCCACGUUUGAGUCACGAGCUAGCAUUGAUUCCACUUCAACGGGCGAGUUCUUUGACGCAGAAAAUGGAGAUCCGGAUCGUUCGGUCGUAAUAAUUGGUCGUCAGAGCGAGGAAGAUACUCAACCUUCCGAAGCGGACGAUGGAUUUGACGCAACAGAUGCGUCCUCAUUGUCAUCCGCGGAAGAUGACAACGCUCACGUCAGUGGUGCCGCUGGGCUGUUUCCCGCAAAACCAAAAUCGUUGGACCCUCUUCCUAUCCCUAUUCUUGUUAAACGCCGCAAAGUUAUCCCUCCUGCCACUGUCUUGCCACCGAGUCUAAUAGGCUUCCUACGAAAAAAUGUAGGCAAAGAUCUCACCACACUGAGUAUGCCUGUCAGUGCAAAUGAACCAUUAUCUCUCCUACAACGCACGGCUGAACAGCUUGAGUAUGCUCAAUUAUUAGAUACAGCAUCGUCGCAUAAGAACGCUGACUACCGGUUACUCCACGUUACCGCAUUUGCAAUCUCUCAACUUAGCGCGAAUCGGGCUAAAGAACGAGCAAUCCGGAAACCCUUCAAUCCCAUGCUUGGCGAGACAUUUGAGUUAUUAAGAACCGAAAAGGAAGUACCAGGCGGAUUCAGAGUACUCGUAGAAAAAAUCUCUCAUCGUCCAGUACGAUUGGCCAUUCAAGCCGAUUCCGCUCACUGGUCCUUAAGCCAAAGUCCAGCACCGACGCAAAAAUUCUGGGGAAAGAGCGCGGAGCUCAUCACCGAAGGCCGCGUACGAAUUUCACUACGUCUAGCAGACGGGAGCGACGAGCUCUAUAGCUGGAAUGUCGCCACUGCCUUCUUACGUAAUAUAGUCAUGGGCGAGAAAUACGUAGAGCCGGUUGGCACCAUGACCGUCACGAACGAAAGCACAGGAGCCAAAGCAACCAUCGAAUUCAAGCAAAAAGGCAUGUUCAGCGGUCGCAGUGAAGACGUACAAGUCGAUACGUACGGACCAGAUGGAGGACACACUGGAUUCGGCCUGACUGGAACCUGGACCACGCACCUCAAGAUGAGCGAGCCGGACAAAAAGUCAGGAGCGGAAAUCUGGCGCGCUGGUGAACUUGUUGAGAAUUUCGCGCAGAGAUAUGGUCUUACGACUUUUGCGGCUGGGCUUAAUGAAAUCACGGAGCUGGAGAAGGGCAAGCUGCCGCCGACGGACUGUAGGUUGAGGCCUGAUCAGCGGGCUGCUGAGAAUGGGGAUCUCGAUGAUGCGGAGGAGCUGAAGGCGAGACUAGAAGAAGGCCAGCGUGCUAGACGGAAAGAACAGGAGGCCAAGGACGAGGUGCAUAUACCGCGCUGGUUCGUCAAGGUCGACGGCGGUGAUGAUGGGGAGGAGGUAUGGAAGUUGAAAGGUGGGAAAGACGGGUAUUGGGAGGAGAGGGCGAAGGGAUCUUGGACGGGCAUAGAGAACAUACUUGCUGUUUGA
This is a messenger RNA of Lachnellula hyalina, 2970 nucleotides long. RefSeq names its product Oxysterol-binding-like protein. Bases 1 to 2970 code for a protein of 989 amino acids. The record is from RefSeq and is a predicted model, not a curated record. Gene Ontology annotation, biological process: piecemeal microautophagy of the nucleus; maintenance of cell polarity; ER to Golgi ceramide transport. Gene Ontology annotation, cellular component: intracellular membrane-bounded organelle; plasma membrane; cytosol. The transcript is spliced from 3 exons. Gene Ontology annotation, molecular function: sterol binding. NCBI's taxonomy places the organism in Eukaryota, Fungi, Ascomycota, Leotiomycetes, Helotiales, Lachnaceae.